CUCUCGCCUGCACCUCGACGUGCUCUCUCGCGCCGUCGUCCAGCCCUCGGUCACGCACCCGGCACCGUCACGGGCCCAUCUUGACGCGCCAAGAGCUCAUCAGCCAACUCGACUUCAUCACCCUCGCUCUCCCUCCUCGACGCUCGACUCGUACCAGCACCGCCAUGAGGCCAUCGUUCGCCUUCAAGGCUGUCGUAGCCGCGUCCUGCACGGCGCUCGCUAGCGCCACCGCCCCCAUCAUCGCGCAGUACUGGCCGGCCUACAACUCGGCAGACCAAGCGCCCGCCCAGAUCCCGUGGCAGAGCGGCGGCAUCGCCUACUACUUUGUGACUGUGACGACGUCCGCCGGCUUCAAGGUCCCCGAGGACCAGUCGACCGCCGACAUCGCCGAGUUCGUCAAGGAGGCAAAGGCCCACGGCGUCCGCCCCGUCUUCUCGCUCGGCGGCUGGUCCGGCAGCAUCUACUUCAGCUCGCUCCUCGACUCGGCGACAAAGCAGGCGUCGCUCGCGACCAAGAUCAAGGGCUUCAUGGACAAGUACGGCUUCGUCGGCGUCGACCUCGACUGGGAGUUCCCCAACAACCGAGGAAUCGGGUGCAACCGCGUCAACAAGGACGACUCGACGCGCCUGCUGCAGUUCCUCAAGGUGCUUCGGCAAAAGCUCGGCACCUCGAAGCUCAUCACGGCCGCCGUCUCGACCGAGGGCUUCCUCGGCCCCGACGGCGCACCUCUCGCGAGCUUUGCGCCCUACGCCAAGUACUUCGACUACCUGAACCUCAUGCUGUACGACAUCGCCGGUCCUUGGUCGCCCACGACGGGCCCGAACGCGCCGUUGCGCAAGUGUGCGAGCGACUCGUCGGUCCAGACGGCGGUCAAGCUGUGGACCAGUCGCGGGUUCCCUGCCGCCAAGAUCCUCAUGGGCAUCCCGGCCUACGCGAUUUCCUUCACGACGACCUCGUCGACGCUCAAGGAGAUCGACGUCAGCGGCGGCAAGUGGAAGAGCCGGGCAUACCAGGGCGUCACGGGCGUCACGCCCAAGGGUGCGCCGGGCGACUCGAACGCGCCGUACACGGACGAGUGCGGGACGACGACGGCCGCCUUUACUGGGCAGUGGCAGUACCGCGACCUCAUCUCUCAGGGCCUCCUCAGCAAGGACGGCUCGAAGGGCCUGAACGGCUACGAGCGCAUCUUCGACACGUGCUCCCAGACGCCGUUCCUCUUCAGCCCCGCCAAGCGGCACUACAUCGCCUACGACGAUGCGCAGAGCGUCAAGGGCAAGACGAUCUGGGCGAUGCGCGAGGGCCUCGGCGGCGUGUUCGUCUUCGACUCGCGCGGUUUCACCUCGGACGUCUACGCCGCCAUGAAGACGAGCCUCACCUCGCGCCGCCGUCGCGACGAGCUCCCGGCCCUUCUCUGAGCUUCUGCACACACUAUCCCCAUGUACUCUCGUUCCCCUCGCACCCCUUUCUUUGCCUCGUCGCGCACUCCUCGUCGCCGUCUUCCCCUUUUUAGCCUUAUUCCCCUCGCACGCAAUAGACCCUGGUGGUCCUCUU
Molecule: messenger RNA, 1551 nt
Organism: Rhodotorula graminis WP1
Lineage: Eukaryota; Fungi; Basidiomycota; Microbotryomycetes; Sporidiobolales; Sporidiobolaceae
Product: glycoside hydrolase family 18 protein
Exons: 6
Coding region: 165-1415 (416 amino acids)
Biological process (GO): chitin catabolic process; carbohydrate metabolic process
Cellular component (GO): extracellular region
Molecular function (GO): chitinase activity; chitin binding
Source: RefSeq, a predicted model, not a curated record